This is a messenger RNA of Eutrema salsugineum, 651 nucleotides long. RefSeq names its product OTU domain-containing protein DDB_G0284757. The record is from RefSeq and is a predicted model, not a curated record. The transcript has a single exon. The coding region runs from base 1 to 651 and encodes 216 amino acids. Gene Ontology annotation, biological process: protein deubiquitination. Gene Ontology annotation, molecular function: cysteine-type deubiquitinase activity. Lineage: Eukaryota; Viridiplantae; Streptophyta; Magnoliopsida; Brassicales; Brassicaceae.
AUGCCUAACACACGGAUUAAGUCGAGGUGUUUAGAAGAUCUUAACGAUUACGAAAGGCUUCAGGAUAGAUUGGAGUGGGAAGGUUACUCGGAGAUCAAAGUGAAAAGCGAUGGAAAUUGCCAGUUCCGUGCUUUAGCCGACCAGCUCUACAAAACCUCGGAUUGUCACAAACGUGUUAGACAAGAAAUCAUGAAGCAGCUUAAAUCUCGUCCAAAAUUUUACAAAGGAUUAGUUGGUAAAACCGAUUUCUCCGAGUAUGUAAAGAACAUGUCGAAUGAAUCUGUGUGGGGAGAUGAAGUCACGUUGAAAGCAGCUGCAGAUGUCUAUGGAGUCAAGAUAUUACUCAUUACAUCAAUGAAAGAUGUUCCUUGCAUUGAAGUUGUUCCUAGGUCUCAAAAACAACCCGAGAGAGUCAUUCACUUGAGCUAUCUGGCAGGGAUCCAUUUCAAUUCCAUUCACUUAAUUAACCAAUGUUCAUCAUCUUCAGAUACGGCCUCGAUGGGGACACAGAGUAAGAAGGAUAAGGAUAAGGAUAUGGAGAAGGAGAAGGAGAAGGAGAAGGAGGAGAAUAAGAAUAAGAAGGAAAAGAAAAAACAAAAAGGGAAUAAGAAGAACAAAAAUCGCCAAUUUGACUCUUCUGUUGUCAUGUGA